This is a messenger RNA of Chondrus crispus (carragheen), 1254 nucleotides long. Its product is annotated as 3'(2'),5'-bisphosphate nucleotidase SAL1. Gene Ontology annotation, biological process: sulfate assimilation. Gene Ontology annotation, molecular function: 3'(2'),5'-bisphosphate nucleotidase activity. The record is from RefSeq and is a predicted model, not a curated record. Lineage: Eukaryota; Rhodophyta; Florideophyceae; Gigartinales; Gigartinaceae. The coding region runs from base 1 to 1038 and encodes 345 amino acids. The transcript is spliced from 2 exons.
AUGGUCUCUCCUUCCGCCUCCAAGUAUAGUGCUGAGCGCGCUGCAGCCGUGACCUCUGUCGCAUUAGCAUCCGCACUCGCUCGCCGUCUACAGCAUGCCCUUUCCGGCUCCAAAGCUGUUGCAAAAGCUGACGCUUCUCCGGUAACUGUUGCCGACUUCGCUGUGCAGGCAGUCAUCGUGUCUCAUCUCCAUUCACGCUUUCCAAAUGACCGUUUUAUCGCUGAAGAGUCUACACCAGCUUUGCGGAAAGACCCUGCUUUGCUACGAGCCGUGUGUGACGCCGCUGACAUGGAUGAAUCGCACCUUCUAAAGAUCAUUGACCUUUGCGACCACGAGGGUGGCGAUGGCGCCAGGACCUGGAUUCUUGACCCCAUCGACGGAACAAAGGGUUUCAUUGCUAUGCGACAAUAUUGCAUUGCUCUUGGUUUAAUUGACGGUGGCGUCGCGAGGGUCGGCGUUCUCGGAUGUCCCAAUUUACCGCUCACAGGAAUGGAGGCUCCCGACACAGGCUCAGAUAUCGGGUGUAUAUUCCAUGCAGAACAAGGUGAGGGGACGUGGAUGCUUGCGGAAGGAGACGUUGAUACAUCCACAAAAUCGACAACUGCAACAGUUGGAGGAAAGCGGUGUGUGGUUAGCAAGGUUGCCGAGCCUUCAUGGACAGAAUUUUGUGAGUCAGUGGAGAGAGGUCACUCUUCGCACGAGCUUUCGGCAAGAGUUGCCGAGAUUUUGAAGGUUACCGCCCCUCCCGUGCGCAUGGACUCUCAGGCGAAGUAUGGAUGCAUGGCCCGCGGUGACGUAAGCAUCUUUUUGAGAUUCCCCCGUGACGGAUACGUAGAGAACGUCUGGGACAGCGCUCCAGCCGCCAUUAUCGUCGAGGAGGCUGGCGGACGUGUGACCGACGGAAGAGGGCGCCCUCUCAACUUCAACCUGGGGCGCAAGUUGGACAAUGAUGAUGGUAUCGUCGCUACCAAUGGCUAUAUGCAUGAUGCUAUCAUCGCGGCAGUGCAGAUGGCUGUAAAGGAACAAGUUCACGUCUGAGCGGUGUCAGAUUUGUGUGGAGUAUCUUCUGGUUCUAGGGUUUGCUCCACGGGAAAAGUCGGUAUACUGUGAGAUGUUGUCAUUGCUGAGGACAGCUCCGUUAUCUUUGCGCUUUCUUUCCGCCAAUUGUCUUUCCUUGCAGGACUAUUUUGUUGUGUACAGCGUACAAUACUACGAUAAAUGAGACUAACCGCGCCUAUUCUUUGUCCUUCGACU